Messenger RNA from Nematostella vectensis (starlet sea anemone), 2203 nucleotides. RefSeq names its product histone-binding protein RBBP7. NCBI's taxonomy places the organism in Eukaryota, Metazoa, Cnidaria, Anthozoa, Actiniaria, Edwardsiidae. Gene Ontology annotation, molecular function: histone binding. Gene Ontology annotation, cellular component: nucleus; ESC/E(Z) complex; NuRD complex. The transcript has 17 exons. Gene Ontology annotation, biological process: regulation of gene expression. The coding region runs from base 108 to 1409 and encodes 433 amino acids. The record is from RefSeq and is a predicted model, not a curated record.
UGUUCGGCUUCAGUCACGUGACCGGGGCAUUUGGCGGGGAAUACGCACGCCAUCUUCACUGCUUUGAAAAAUUCGAAACCCUUGCGAACACAGUGUCCGUUCCAAAAAUGACUAGUUCUCCUAAAGAAGGUGCCGCAGAGCCCUUUGACGAUGCCGUAGAGGAGAGAAUGAUCAAUGAAGAAUAUAAAAUCUGGAAAAAGAAUACACCGUUUUUGUACGAUUUAGUUAUGACACAUGCUUUAGAAUGGCCAAGCCUUACUGUCCAAUGGUUACCGGACGUUACAAAACCUGAAGGAAAAGACUACUCCGUGCAUCGUCUGAUCCUCGGCACUCACACAUCUGACGAACAAAAUCAUGUUGUUAUUGCUAGCGUACAGCUUCCAAAUGAUGAAGCCCAGUUUGAUGCUAGUCAUUAUGACAAUGACAAAGGAGAGUUUGGAGGCUUUGCUUCAGUAAGUGGAAAAAUUGACAUUGAAAUCAAAAUCAACCAUGAAGGAGAAGUAAACAGAGCACGGUUUAUGCCUCAGAACCCAUGCAUCAUCGCUACUAAAACACCAAGUGCUGAUGUUCUGGUGUUUGAUUACACAAAACAUCCUUCAAAACCAGAUCCUAACGGAGAGUGCAGCCCUGAUCUUAGACUCAAGGGACACACCAAGGAGGGUUAUGGCUUGUCUUGGAACCCUAAUGUGAAUGGAAAUCUGCUCAGUGCCUCAGACGACCACACAAUCUGCUUAUGGGACAUUAGUAGCGGCAUAUCAAAGGAGCAAAAAACUGUUGAUGCAAUGAGAAUAUUUACAGGGCAUUCUGCAGUGGUUGAGGAUGUAUCCUGGCAUCUUCUCCAUGAAAGUCUGUUUGGAUCAGUUGCAGAUGACCACAAACUCAUGAUCUGGGAUACUCGUCAAACAAACAGCAAUAAAGCUGCUCACACAGUCGAUGCCCAUACAGCUGAGGUAAACUGCCUUUCCUUCAACCCAUACAGCGAGUUCAUAUUGGCCACCGGAUCAGCAGAUAAGACGGUAGCACUGUGGGAUUUGAGGAACCUCAAGCUUAAACUCCACUCAUUCGAGUCUCACAAAGAUGAAAUCUUCCAGGUUCAAUGGUCGCCCCACAAUGAGACCAUACUGGCAUCCAGCGGAACAGACCGCAGACUUCAUGUUUGGGAUCUCAGUAAAAUUGGUGAGGAACAGUCAGCAGAGGAUGCUGAGGACGGACCUCCAGAACUUCUUUUCAUUCAUGGUGGGCACACAGCCAAGAUCUCAGACUUCUCCUGGAAUCCAAAUGAGCCCUGGGUCCUGUGCAGCGUUUCAGAAGACAACAUCAUGCAAGUCUGGCAGAUGGCCGAGAACAUCUACAACGAUGAGGAACUUGAGACACCUGCGUCUGAACUAGAGGACCCCCGCCCCACCUAGACACACUCCACAACAUCUUUAAAGCUAUCUAUUACUACAGCCCACUACACCGACACCAGAACUAGAGGAGCCCCGCCCCACCUAGACACACUACACAACCAUUUAACACCCUAUUACUACACUGCUAUACCAGUGCUAGAACUAGAGCAGCCUGCUAACCUUGGCACUAAUCAGCCAUACUUUUGGAGACACAUGACUUAGAGCAGACCGUGUCAGCUAGACACCCUACUCCUGUUCUUCAACUGGGUUAACUAAUUGGCAUCAUUCACAAACCAGGUGUCAAAGCCAAUAAGAAAAAAAAUGGUUGGAAGUAGAGGUAGUGAAAGCAAAAUUGGUAUUCCCCUACCCUCAUCACCCGAGUUACGUCGACUGUUUUAAGAUUCUCAAUCUAUUCUAGAUUUUGAUUGACCAAUGGGAAAACAACUCCGAUUGGCUGAGGCUCGACAUGAUCAUCCAAUCAAAGACUUUGCUUUACUUUUUGUAUCAGGGUUGUUUAGGGGCCGACCAUUUGAUAUCUGAGGGGGCGGGGGUAAAAUAACAUUUCCCUGCUCGAUGUUUUUUAUUGCAACCAGAUCGCUUUUCUCUGCCUUUUAACCAUUAAUUACUUGUUCGAUUUUUCUUUCUAUAAAUUUUGGCUUUUUAAGAUUCUCGUUACUGACUCAUCAGAUUCGGAAUUGUCGACCCCUAACAUAUAAUUUUUCUUGUUACAAGGGUAGAACUCUCUCUUCUUUUGUAGUGAACGUGAUAUUAUUUUGUAAAAAAGUAAAAAAAAACUUAAAAUAUUUGAAAAUGCA